This is a messenger RNA of Nilaparvata lugens (brown planthopper), 3557 nucleotides long. RefSeq names its product aquaporin AQPcic. Gene Ontology annotation, biological process: transmembrane transport. Lineage: Eukaryota; Metazoa; Arthropoda; Insecta; Hemiptera; Delphacidae. Gene Ontology annotation, cellular component: plasma membrane. Gene Ontology annotation, molecular function: water channel activity. The transcript has 6 exons. Bases 1226 to 2047 code for a protein of 273 amino acids. The record is from RefSeq and is a predicted model, not a curated record.
UUGAAAAUAGAAAAAUUGUUGAUCUCUCAUUAUAAUCAAUAUUAGAAGCAGUUUGUAGUUCACUUGAUAGCUUUAUGCAGCUGAAUCUGUUUUUAAGAGUUUCAUGUUCAUUCCAUGAAAAUUAUUCAUUUCAAGCAAAAGUUAAUGAGAGAUCCACGUUAUAAAGUCAGAGGGAAUGAUAUGGUGGCAGAGUUGCUGAUUUUCUGUUACCACCGCUUUCUGUAGUACAUAGCCGUGAUUCAAGUCAUCCAAUGUACCCCUAAAUUUGAUUUCAUAUUAAUAAUUGUUGAUUCUUAUAAAAAAUGACUAAUUCUUAGAUCUAUUUUAUUUGUGGGUAGAAUAUAUUUUUCACGAUUUGAUAAUGAAUUUCCAUAGUUGAGAUAAAGUAUUCUGAUAUUUCUUCAUAACCUAGAAAUAAUUUGCAAACAGUGCGGACUUGAAUGAGGAUAGAGCUAUCUGCUUUGUCUUAUGACAGACAAGGAGAGCGAACCAAUUUAAAGUCAGGUACCGUACUGACUUUAUAACGUGAAUCUCACUAUAGUUUUGUCAACUAUCUUUAUCUUCGUCAGUUCUACUCAAUUUCCCCCGUAGCGUAAUGAGUAUUUAACUAGGCACGUUAAUAACUAAUAACUAACCAAACUGGUUGAAUACGCAGCUGAAAGCCGGUUGACGAUUCAGGUUUUGUUUCGGAGUCUGCACCUAUACUGAAAGCAAGAGAACUUUAGCAGCUCUGGUACUUUGCGUGUCGAAGCUGAGAGAAAAAACGCGCAGAUUUGGCCUUCAAACGGCGCGUGUUCUCUGGUCGGAUUCACUUCAAUCUGUCAGAAAUCCAUUUCCUCAUAACACCAAUGACUCUCAUUCAUCCAAUACUGACAGUAUGACUGACGGCAUAGUAUUCACUAUAUUCUGUCAGCACUCCUUAUCUACUUGACACCAAUUGCUCCAAUUUAACCAAUGCUGUCAAGUGAAUCUCACUAGGCUACAGUUGGCGGCAUCUUUGAGGUUAGGUUGGCAGGAGUGGGGGGGUGGAAGCGGGAUAAUCUGAAAGCAGUCAAAGACACAGUCACAGUCGUUCGGCAAGUUAUUUAGCAACAUUAUCGGUUCGAAUUGUUUCUGGCCGAAUAGCAUGGAGGUGUGUGAUGAUAUUUAGCGAUAGUUGGUGUUGUGGAUAAAUUAUUCUUGUAGGUUAUUUUGGAAGAUUUGGUGCUUUUGUGACCAUCUCAUCAUGUCGUUUGGAAAAUACUGUUGUUGGGAUUUGAAAGGAAAGAAAAGCUGCCGCCGACUGAUAUCAGCGCUCCUGGCGGAAUGCAUCGGAGUCGCCGUUGUGAUGAUAGUUGGGUGUUCUGCCGUUGCACCCAAUCACCAACUGUCACUACUCUACGCUGCCACAGCAUUCGGAUUUGCAAUGAGCAUUGCUUUGAUGGCAGUUGCUCACAUUUCGGGCGGUCAUGUGAAUCCUGCAGUAACAGUAGCUGCCUUGGUACUGGGAAAAUUGUCGCCAAUUUCAGCAGUCCUCUACGUGUUAUCGCAAUGCAUUGGUGGAUUGAUUGGGAUGCAGGCUGUACUGUUCAUGCAGCCAGAUAGCCUGAGCGGCGAGUUCUGUGUGACGCAACUGGCCCCCGGUGUGGAUCCUUUGAAAGGCGUAGCAGUUGAAGCCAUCUUCACCAGCAUCCUGGCCCUGCUUGCCUGUAGCUCUUUCGAUCACCGCAACUCCAACAAGCUCGACUCGUCUCCCAUCAGAUUCGGAAUUGCUAUCAUUGCGCUCACAAUUGCUGGGCGUAAAUUAACAGGAUGCAGCAUGAACCCAGCUCGAAGUUUAGCUCCUGCUUUGUUAUUUGGAAACUUCAAUAACCUCUGGGUAUACUGGGCAGGACCGAUGGGUGGUGGCCUCCUGAUGAGUUUGUUCUAUAGGCUGGUUCUCUAUGAGAACACGCCACCUGAAUUCCACGAGGAUUCUUUAGAACACGAACCGUUAACCAACAUGAAAAGCAUAUUCCUACAAACAAGAAGAGACUCUCAUGAUAUUUAUGCGAAAACUGGAGAAUGAAUGGAUAUUUGCGAUACUUUGAAUGAUAUUCUAUCAUAAUUGCAUAGAUCUUGGUGGCUCUUUCUCUCUCUCAAAUCAUAUCAAAUGAUAUGUUCAGUUUAAAAUCCUGAACUAAACUGAUAUCAGUUGAAAGUAUUGAAAACACUGAACAACAAUACAAUUUCAUUCCGUAUCUAUUCUUUGGGUCUGAUUUGAAAUAGAGAGAUGCAUCUUUUCUAUAAUUUAAUGCUUGAAAAACUUCAACUGGGACAUAUUUCACUGAAAGAUUUCUGUUCAAGACAUUUUCACUUUGAAGAGUUCUAUGUUUGAGCUUUAAUCAGCUAUGAUAUUGAGAGCUUAUCAGCAGUGGAAGUGUUAAUAUCAUUCAAUAUUCAGAUUUGGUUUGUAAUAUUUUUUUUAAUUGUGAAAUAAUCUCAAUUUCUCAUUCCUUACAACUUAUACUUUUUGUUGAAAAUAUAAUUGGAGCUUCUCUAUUCACUCUUACUAUUCGAUCUAGUCAUCUCAAUUAUUAUUAUUUCUCUCUUGAUUAUCUCUUUUGAAAUUCAUUGGUAAAGUACUUGAAUAUUAAAUGUUCUAUAUUUUUUAUUCUUGGCUGAUUGUAAUUCAAUUGAUGGCCCAACAAAUAUCAGUCAUGAAAACUAAAAUAAUUAUUGAAAAUGAGAACUUCAAUUUUCGUCACAAUUUUUUUUAUUGAUUGGAAAACUCUCAUAUUAAUGACCAUGGAGUAUGCCAUCUAUCAUCAACUCUGAAAUGUGAUUCGUAGGAUUAUAUCAAUCUCUGUCAUUAUAUUGAGUAACUGUUGAAAAGAAGUACUAAUUUCAAUCUGUAUGGCAAAUAUCGUAAAUUCUAUGCUCUUGAUGAAUCGAAAGAAUAUAUUUCACAGUAAUUGGCAAUGAUGAAGGUGCCUUAUUUGUACAGUAAUAAGAAUCAAGAGACACUUUAGAAAACACUGUUUGAUUACUAUAGUAACAGUUGAAUUUUCAUUGCUAUUGUUUUAUAAUAAUAUCGAUGAAUGCAGUAAAAUUUAUUUUCAAAAUCCACGUGUUUAUUUCCUAAGAGUUUGAACCAGAUAUAUUUUAUUUGCAGUGCUGCCAAUAAGUGUUAUUAUAUUCAUAACUGUUAUCAAUAUUCUGUCAUUAAUUAUAUUGAUGACAGAAAUUAAAUGCAUUCUUGUAGACAUGAUCCGUUUGUAAUCAUAAUGCUUGUUACUAUUCACACUUCAGUGACAAAUACCCAAUUACUCAUUUGCUGACUCGAGUUUGAAAACUAGUACAAUCCUAUCGAAUAAACAUUCAAACUAUUCAAAAUCCGUCUUUUUUCAUUAGAGCUACUUUUAAAUACAAAUAAAAAUAUAAAUCUGAAUACCCUUUUUAUAAUUAUUUAAUCACAUGUUUUGGCUAUAUAAUGCCUUUAUCAAGUCAUGAUAAUUGAUAUUAUAUUUAUAUUUUUAUUUAAAUUCAAAAUCUGUACAAUCAUACGUGGGCGUACAUGGCGCCAGUUAGUUGAGCGA